Molecule: messenger RNA, 338 nt
Organism: Gongylonema pulchrum
Lineage: Eukaryota; Metazoa; Nematoda; Chromadorea; Rhabditida; Gongylonematidae
Source: the annotation of a GenBank genome assembly
AUGGAUCGAAUUAGACGGCAGUUUUUUCCCGGAAUUCACAUCUAUCUUGUGUUUGAGUUGAAGGAGUCACGUUCCACGUCCGGUUCGAGUAGUUCCGAUUCCGGCAAUGCACUGACCAAUGGUGAUACGCAUGGUAGCGCAGGUGACGGCGGUGCUGGUGUCCAUGCGAAUAAUUCACCGGCUGAUAAGCAGUUACUGCUUGGCACCGAAUGUGUUGUUUGUGGUGACAAAUCAAGCGGCAAGCAUUACGGGCAGUUCUCGUGCGAGGGUUGCAAAUCAUUCUUCAAAAGGUUAUUGCUUGAUCACUGGCCAUUUUUCUGCUCCAAAAUUUUUUAGGC